Molecule: messenger RNA, 2791 nt
Organism: Diospyros lotus (date-plum)
Lineage: Eukaryota; Viridiplantae; Streptophyta; Magnoliopsida; Ericales; Ebenaceae
Product: probable RNA helicase SDE3
Exons: 3
Coding region: 409-2580 (723 amino acids)
Source: RefSeq, a predicted model, not a curated record
AAACAUGAACAGGAAGUCGCCAUUGGAUCGUCAGUGGUCGAGAAUUCACUCUCUUAGGUUUCACUCCAAGGGCUCUUUCUGUCUCACACCGGAGAGUUUGAUCGACGUGUUGUUCAUCGGCGAUGGUUGGCUAAUCGGCAGCUGGUGGUUCGAUGAAUGGCUUUCUAAGGAUAAUUGUAGGUGAUCUCGCUCCACCUCCUCCAAUCAUUUUCUGCAUCUGCAAUGUCGAUAUGAUGCGUCCAUAAACAUGCAAUCGUAGCUUGAUCCUUCGAUCGAUCUCAUUUUGUUACUCAUGCGUUGUUAUCUGUGUUUUUGAACUACUGGUUUGUGUAUUAGUUUAAGGCUUUGAGCCUUUGGGGGAUCGGUCUCCCUCCCCCUCAGUCCCUCGUUCUCAGCCUAUGUAAAGAAAUGUCAGUCUUUCUCGAAAUUCUCCGUUGUAUUCUCUGUUGCUUUGAAGAAGAUGAUGACGAAAUUAGACGUUACGGAAGAUCGCAUAGAAAUGACAACUCCCUUAGACAUAGAGAAGUAGUUCCUAGUUACGACACUUUUUCAAGGACACUUGCCUCUACUUCCACUAUCUACAGUCCCUAUACAAGCCAAUCAGGUUCACGAAUAGCCACCAAAGAUCACCCUCUUAACAAUUCCAAUCAGGUACAUACCCAUAAGAAUUUCAACUUAUUCAAGUCGCCUGAGACGUCAAUUACUCUCCCUGCUCAGACCUCACAGACAAGGAACAAGAAUCCAGUUCCAACCAAGCUGCCUGAUUCUCUAGAGGUGUCUUUCGUCAAACCCAAGUCAGCUACAGCUUCUGUUUCUUCAUCUGUAGGCAAGCAAGAAACUGCUAAAAGAAUACCAGAAAAGCCCUAUGAAAUUGCUCAGAAGCCAAGUAUAUUGCCCCCAUCACCAUCUCCAACUCAUAUUUCUCAUGGCAAAGCCACAGAAGGGACUGGUAAAACAACUGACCAAAGAUUGCCCAAAAGCUUGUCCUCUCUCUCCUCUCAACCACAAACUUCUUUAUCUAAGUUCCUCUCCUCUUCCUCAAAGCCAUUGCCUUCUCUGUCAACCCCUCCUUCGCCAUCUCCUAAACGGGUCCUGUCAUCAUCUACGUCUUCUUAUGGGGCGCCUCCAUCACCCUUGGAACCACUUCAACCAUCCACUAAGCCAACUUUAUAUAUGGCUCCAUCUAAUUCAAAGAAUCAACAAGGAAAAACUAAUUAUGUAUGGGUUGACAAGGGAACAUUACCCAUUUAUGCAAUUCCUGAUGAUAUAAAAGAAUUGAUCAAGAAAGAUGUUAUCCCUGGAGUUCUCAGAAUGCCUUUGUCCACUUCAACUUACAAGGAUUACUUUGCUGCACUGCUUUAUGCUGAGGAUUUCUACAUUGAGAAAUGGGAUCAAUUUGAAAUGAAGAAUGUGACCCUGGAGUUGCAUAAAGCAGCAAUUUAUAAGAGGAAACACAAAUAUGACGGGAAUAUGAAUGGUGAGAAAGAUGACAAAAUAUUUGUUGCAUUCGAGAUUGACACUGUCCCCCAUAGACGACCAUUUCUUUUAUCUAGGGACUUUGUCUCUGUAAGACCGUCUGGCAAGAAAGCUGAGCCUUUCCAGGGUCUUAUCUAUCGCGUGGUGAAGGGAAAUCACGUGUUAGCUGAAUUUGGAGAAGAUUUUUAUUCUCAGCAUCGCCCGGCAUGCAAAUACGAUGUUAAGUUCUCAUUCAACAGAGUUUGCUUAAAACGGGCACACCAAGCAGUUGCAGCAGUUUCAAAUGUUUUAUUUAGGAGCUUCCUCUUCCCUGAUUGCAUACCUCUAGAUAGUCAUGUCAAUGUCAAACUUCGACCUGUAUGUCUAAAUCUGGACUGGGAGCAAGUAUCUGCUGUUCGUCAGAUUUUAAGCCACCAAAAGUCACCACCUUAUCUUGUGGAGGGCUCGCUCUGUGUAAAUAAGCCAGGAAAAUUGUCGAGAACUGGAGGUGUUUUAUGUGAAGCAGUACUCCAAAUUUAUCGAGCCUAUCCCUCAUGUCGGAUUCUUAUAUGUGCUCCCAUAAAUAAAACAUGUGAUGUCAUAACAAGAAGCUUGACGGGGGAGAUUCCAGAGUCUGAUGUGUUUCGAGCAAAUGCUGCCUUCAGGGAAAUGGAUGGGAUUCCUUUUGAAAUCUACCCGACUUGUCGUUUUGAAAGGGAGUGCUUUUCUUGUCCUUCAAUACAGGAGCUCAAGAAAUUUAAGGUGAUUGUGUCCACUUUCAUGAGUAGCCAUCGGCUGCACAGUGAAGGUAUAAUGGCCGGACAUUUUGGCCAUAUUUUCCUGGUGGAUGCCUCAUCGGCGACAGAACCGGAAGUUAUGGUGGCUCUAGCUAAUCUUGCAAAUGAUAUGACCACUGUAGUAGUGAGUGGUGCGCCGAGGAAUCACUCAGGUUGGAUCCGUUCCAAAAUUGCAAGGGAGAAUGGGCUGACGACUUCGUAUUUUGAGAGACUCCAGGAGAGCAAACUAUACUCGGAUCCUUGUUCUAGGGUUAUAACACAGCUGAAAGACCCUGUGAAAAACUCAGAUGACAGCUAUAGCUCAGUGCCAUUUUGGUUAAACUCUUGAAUGCCCCACUGCCACUGCCACUGCCACUGCCACCAAUGAAGGAUGCAACCUAGACUUACUGUCUUAUCGUGCAUUUACUUGGUGUGUUAUAUUUGUGGGUGCUCUAUUGUAUUUUCCUCUGUAAAUGGGUAGGAGGUAUCGUGUAUAUCCCUAGCUUGUGUUACUGUUCCUAUAAACAUAUAUAUGCUUGCAGAGACCAUCAUAUGUUCUA